CCUAAUCCCUGAAUCAUUGUUGCUUUAGUACAUCUGUGAUUAAUGAGCUUGGUUUAUUUGAGCAUGGCCACGGUUUUUGUUUAGAAAGCAGGCACGUUUGUGUGUUCUCUACCACUUGACUGACACAUGAGAAUGGGGAGCUGAUAUGAUUGAUUUUUAUAGGUGCAAGCCUUCCCUCUGGCUCCUGUCGGCUGUGAGAUAAGGGGCUGUGCUUUUCACUUUGGUCACUUUUGAAACUCGACCCCACAGUAGUGGGAUAGGAGGGAGGCAUGUUUUCUGUUUUUUUUUUGUAAAGACAGAAGCACGCAUUUUGAUCCACAGCUUCUUCCACAGGCUGCCCGUGGGUCACUCCUGCCUGAGAGAGAGACAGAGACAGAGCUCUGGGAGAGUUUAAGCAAGUCAGAGGAAGCAGAGAAAAUAAGUUUAACAGGGCAUCUGCACAGCAAUGAAAAAAAAACUUUAACAGCAAAAUCGAGUGUGCAUGCAUGCAGGAUUUAAAGAACUCGUAAAGGACUGUAAUACAGUGUUGCAGGCAGUGUCAGAUUUAAAUAACUUGUAAAGGACUGUAAUACAGUGUUGCAGGCAGUGUCAGAUUUAAAGGAUGCAAUUGUCUUGCAUUGGUGUGAGCCUGCUGAUUGCAUGUGUCUCAGCAGCCUCCUCGGGGGGCAGUGCCCAGCGUGGAGGGGCGGAUGGCAGUCGCAGGAGGCUGCAUCGGGUGCAGCACGGGCAGUGCAGUUACACCUUCGUGCUGCCCGAGCUGGAGAACUGCAGGGGGGCGCAGGACCAGUAUGGCAGCAGAAACGCCCUGCAGAGGGAUGCACCCUCCUCGGAGAACCCACUGCACAAGCUGCAGCACCUGGAGCACGCCAUGGAGAACAACACUCAGUGGCUGCAGAAGUUGGAGAACUACAUCCAAGAGAAUAUCAAAACGGAGAUGGUGCAGAUCCAGGCGACUGCGGUGCAGAAUCAGACAGCCACCAUGCUGGAGAUUGGCACAAACCUGCUGACAAGAACCGCAGAGCAGACACGCAAACUCACAGACGUGGAGGCACAGGUUAUGAACCAGACCUCCAGGAUUGAAAUCCAGCUGCUGGAGAACUCGCUGUCUACAAACAAACUGGAGAAACAACUUUUGAUGCAGAUCAAUGAUCUUUCUAGACUCCACGACAAAAACAGCGUUUUGGAAAACAAAGUCUUGGAGAUGGAGUCAAAACACCGGUCAGAACUGGAUGGUAUAAAAACAGAGAAGGAGAAGCUGGGGCAGCUUGUGGCUCGCCAGAUGAACACCAUCGAGGGCUUGGAGAAACAACUUCACUUCGCCAGCAACAACAACAGUGUCCUUCAGAAACAACAACUGCAGCUCAUGGACUCGGUGCACGCCCUCGUCAGCCUGGUCUCGCAGGGGAGAGUAUUUCCGAAGAAGGAUGAGAGGACUUUCCGAGACUGUGCAGAGGCCUAUAAAGCUGGCCUCAACGUCAGUGGGGUCUAUACGGUACGGAUCAGCAAUGCCACUGAGCCAACCAAGGUUUUCUGUGACAUGGACACCAGUGGCGGGGGGUGGACUGUGUUUCAACGCAGAGUCAACGGCAGUGUGGAUUUUCAGCGCACCUGGAGAGAAUAUAAAGGGGGUUUUGGCGAUCCCUCCGGUGAAUACUGGCUAGGAAAUGAGGCUGUCUAUCUGCUCACCAGCCAAGCCUCGUAUUCAUUGAGGAUCGAGCUGAAGGACUGGGAGGGAAACCAUCCCUACUCGCAGUACGAGAGGUUUCAGCUUGGGAGUGAGAAGCAGCACUACAGGCUGUUUCUGAAGGGGUACAGUGGCACUCCCGGCCAGCAGAGCAGCCUCGUCAUCCAGGGCACCAGCUUCAGCACCAGGGACUCCGACAACGACAACUGCCUCUGCAAGUGUGCGCUCAUGUUAACAGGGGGUUGGUGGUUCGAUGCCUGCGGGCUCUCAAACCUGAAUGGCAUGUACUACCCUGCCGGGCACAACAUCAGGAAACUAAACGGCAUCAAGUGGCACCACUUCAGAGGCCCGAGCUACUCCCUGCGAGCAACCACCAUGAUGAUCCGGCCCUCGGAUUUCUGAUUGCAGUCGUGAAGCUGGCACACAUUGCAGCUGCUGUGCUCAACUCCAUGUGCAGAGACUGGCAUUGAUUUCUGAUUGCAGUCGUGAAGCUGGCACACAUUGCAGCUGCUGUGCUCAACUCCAUGUGCAGAGACUGGCAUUGAUCAGGGAGCAGCACCUCCAGCAGCAGGAGCUGCAAGAAUGACUGCCUGAAUGAACCAGUCAGCCUGCUCCCUUCAAAAAAUACAUGAAUAUCUCCCGCCACGGCCCAUUAAGCCAGACCAAGCAGAGAUCUGAUUCAUCACUGAAGUCAUCAGUGAACAAUAUGCCUUCAGGACCUGGGGCUCGGGUGAAGGGUUUUUUGUUUAAAGCGUCAUUUUUUUUUUUUUUGUGUGUGAUGGAACAGAAAGCAGACCUGUUAUACAUUGCUCAAGGUUUGUCAGGGUAGCACCUCGUAAACCUUAAUCAAGCAGUAAAACGUGUUUCAGCUGUCGACAGACUUGUGUUCUUCUGAUCGCUGUGUGAAUAAUCCCAGACAUGGCCACAGACUGUUUGCUUUUACUUGUGCUACUGACGAUAUAUAUAUAUAUAUAUUGUAAUAGAUAUGCAUACAAGUUUUUAUCAUUGAUAUAUUUUAGUUUAUUUGCGACAGGGUUGACAAUGCAAGUAGAUAUUCAGUGAGCACGCUGUUUUUUCCCUUCUUUUAUUAAUGUUCAGGAUGUAAGCAUGCUUUUUGGAUUGCUGAUCACUUAAAGGCAUUAGCAGUGGCGGAGGUGCACAAGUCGCUCAAGUAUGCAGGGUUAUUUGUAAUUUGCUCAAAAUGAAAUUCACUCCACAUUAUUGUUGUACAGCACACAAAUCCACACACUCAAUUAAGAAUUCAGUAUUUCUUUUUACUGAUCUGUAUUAUUAUUAUUAUUAUUAUUAUUAUUAUUAUUAUUAUUAUUAUUAUUAUUAUUAUUAUUAUUAUUAUUAUUAUUAUCUUAAUCGGUGCUUAAGAUUUACUUCCAAGAUUACAUUGCAUGAUAAAUGCUCAUCUAAUAUGUAGUUAAACUGCAUCGUUGUGUUCAUAGUUUCUUUUUAUAAAUGUCUCAUUAGGUACAGUGUUUAUUGUAAUGUACACAAUCUUUGACAUUAGUAACAGUAAUGUUUUUUUUUUUUUUUUUUUCUCACUUAAAAAUAUAAUAAUUCCAAAUGAUGCCUGUGCAUGAAUGUCAGCAUCACUGCUGUACGGUGCUGUAGUGACACAUGUCAUUUUCAAAUGAUUAUUGAACUGGUGCUGCUGUGAUAGUCUGAAGUGCUGGACUUGAAUUCCCGAUGGACGUCUUUGUGCUAGUUUUGUGAUUUGGGUUUGGGGUGUUUCAUUGAGGCAGGUUUGUACAGAUUGCACUUUAGAACUGGAGCGAAAAGCCAGACUUCUUUGUGUUGUGAAAUCUAAUGAAGAUUGAAUGGAACUAAAUGGAAACGACAUUUUGAAAUGAAUGUUACAUGCAAUAUAAAGUUCACGUGCAGUAUAAUCACAGCUUUCCAUUCACUAUGUUUCAGUUGUUGUUUUUUGUGUGUGAUACCAGUUAAAGUCACUGUUUAAAAUAUAUAUCUUUUUUUCUUUCAUUUCUUUGAUACAAUGUUGGUUCUGGUUAACCUUCACUCAUGGGCUGCUCUGGGGUGCCGCUGUGAGGGUUCUUGUUUUAAACACUAAUGUGUUGGUUCAUCAACGCUGAAGCUUGGAUCUGUGUGUUCUAAGAACUACCUGGAAUACUGCCGGCCAAAUCGCAUUCUUCAAGUUAAACAGCAUGACUUCUGAGCAAAGCAACGACUCUCUCCACAUGCGUGUCUUUAAUAAUAUAAACCCAAAUGUAAUGUUUUACUGUAAAACUAUAAGGAACCUUUUUUCAACGUUAUAAUGUUGCUCCUUAUUAAUUACAAUGUAUUUUUUUAAAAGAAAAAAGUAUUAUAAAUAAAUAAACAUGGUGUGGGUUUUUAUGACGGUUUUUUAUUUUUUUAUUUUUGGUUCUUGUACGGCUGCUACACAUUUGAGGGAAA
Acipenser ruthenus (sterlet) is the source of this 4108-nucleotide messenger RNA. Its product is annotated as angiopoietin-1-like. Bases 602 to 2086 code for a protein of 494 amino acids. NCBI's taxonomy places the organism in Eukaryota, Metazoa, Chordata, Actinopteri, Acipenseriformes, Acipenseridae. The record is from RefSeq and is a predicted model, not a curated record. The transcript has 9 exons.